This is a messenger RNA of Macrobrachium nipponense, 2462 nucleotides long. Its product is annotated as triokinase/FMN cyclase-like. Gene Ontology annotation, cellular component: cytosol. The record is from RefSeq and is a predicted model, not a curated record. The transcript is spliced from 13 exons. Gene Ontology annotation, molecular function: glycerone kinase activity. Bases 192 to 1940 code for a protein of 582 amino acids. Gene Ontology annotation, biological process: glycerol catabolic process. NCBI's taxonomy places the organism in Eukaryota, Metazoa, Arthropoda, Malacostraca, Decapoda, Palaemonidae.
GAUAGAGUAGAGUAGUGUAACAGCUGACCCUUAGUGGUGCUGGACGAAGAGUCCACGAAUUCCGAUUACGCUCUUAUUUUGCUCAUUUUGGUGCCUUUUCACGUACCGGCUUUGCCCUCUGUUACUCUAACUUGGAAGGUGUAACAACCAACCUCCCCCCCUCCCCCAAGAGGUGUAUUUAGCGGCUAACAAUGGCCGCCCAGCUGCUGAACUCGUCGGAACGAUGCGUGGACGAUGCCCUGGAAGGAAUGGCAGCCCUGCAUCCGGGCCUUUAUCUCAUACCCAACCAGCGUUUAAUAGUCGACCGUGACCGGGUCAUCGAAGGAGCACGAAAAAAGCUGGCACUAGUCAGCGGGGGAGGGUCAGGUCACGAGCCCUUCUCAGCAGGUUUCGUAGGAAGAGGAAUGCUGGGAGCAGCCGUAGCGGGACCCAUCUUCACCUCCCCUCCGACGGGACUGAUUGCCAACGCCAUUGCUACUCUUGGGUCGGGAAAUCCCGAGGGCGUGUUAGUUAUCGUCUUCAAUUACACGGGCGACCGAGUGAAUUUUGGACAAGCCGUCGAGCGCUGUAAGGUUGCAGGUAUCAAGGCUGAAAUGUACAUAUCCGGUGACGACUGCGCUCUAACGCGGCUGGAAGGUACAGCCGGUCGGAGAGGCUUAUGCGGAACGAUUUUCAUCUUCAAGAUAGUUGGAGCCAUGGCUGAGGCCGGGGCGAGCCUCGAAGAAGCGAUGGCGACCUGUCGAAGCCUAGGAGAGUCCAUGGGGACCAUCGGUGUUGCCGCUAGCGGAUGUACCCUGCCUGGAGCGUCGUCGCCCCUGUUCAGCGUCCCCGACGGGAUGCUCGAGUUGGGUUUAGGCGUGCAUGGCGAGGCUGGGGCCAAGACAAUCAAGGCUGGAUCUGCCCAGGAAGUGGUGGAGUGCUUAUUAAAUCACUUAACUAAAGAAGAUUCGGCCUCUCGUCUUAACCUCCAAGAAGGAGACGAAGUAGCGGUCCUCGUCAGCAAUCUGGGCUCUGUUUCCCAGCUGGAAAUGGGCGUUAUUGCCAAAGAAGUCACCGAACAGCUAAGGAGGAGAGGUGUGAAGCCAUUGCGUGUGUACCAAGGAUUGGUGAUGACCAGUCUUGACAUGAAAGGCUUCCACAUUUCCAUACUCCGACUCGUAGAUUCUCGUUGGGUUGCUCUUCUGGAUGAACCAACUUCAGCUCCCUCAUGGCCAAAACGUUGUGUGCCCCUGGAAAACCCACAGGCACCAGUCAAGUUAUCUUUGUUUUCACUGGACAUCUCACAAAAGCAGAUGGUGAACUGCUACUCGCUAGAAGACAGAAGUACCUGUGAUGUAUUCAGAGCUUGCCUCGAUGCAGUUGUGAAAACAGUCCCCAAAUAUGAAGACAUGUUAAAUCAUUUGGAUACAGGAUGUGGAGAUGGAGACUGUGGAUCUACUCUUAUAGCAGGGAUUAACGCUCUUUCUGGACAGAUUCCAGACCUUCCCUUCAAUCACCCUGGAAGGGUCCUUGCAGUGAUCAGCGACAUUGCUGUCAGCAGCAUGGGGGGCACGUCAGGCGGCCUCUACUCCAUCCUCUUCACUGCGACAGCCAACAGUUUACUGUCCACCACAUCGAGACGACACAGGGAGGUGUGGAUGGCUGCCCUGAAGGCUGGGGUUCAGGCCGUCAGCAAAUAUGGCGGGGCGUCUGCUGGGGACAGGACUAUGCUGGAUGCCCUGAUCCCGGCCUUAGAUGCCCUCGAGUCCUGUACGAACGAGGAAGACCUGAAGGCCAUCUUGAGGGUGAUGGCGAAGGCGGCUGACGCAGGAGCCAAGAAGACUGCCCAUAUGAAGGCCAGAGCUGGAAGAGCAAGUUACGUCAGAGAAGAGACGGUCGUUGGGGAAGACGCCGGCGCACGCGCAGUUGCUUGUGUUCUGCAGGCAAUGGCCACUUGGUGAAGUGGAACAAGGAUGCAGGAAAAUGUGUUGCAAAUUUCUUCUAGGCUUUGGUAAUUGAAUCGGCGUCAAUGGAGGAUGAUCAUGGCUGAAAAUUCUGGAUAACUGAUGGUGGAUAAUUAAAUGUAAAAAUUUUAUGUUGGAUAAUUGAAUCCGGGUAAAUGAUGUUAGAUACUUAGAUACUUGUGUUAGAUCACGGAUCUUGGUUAAUCUGACUGGGAUGGUCUAUAUUUGGUAAUUGAAUUACAUAAGCUAAACGACAAUUGAAAUUAGGUCAUUAUUCACAGAACCUCUAAUCUUGGUCAAUAGGGGUGCACAAGUGAGCUUAUGUUGGUCCAUGACCAGAGUUCUAUCCACAAGAGCCUGACAGCAGCGAGGGACUGGUUAAAGGGUCAUCUUGGAAUUGAAGUUCUGGAGCGCCCACCCACUUGUCACAGAAUCUAUCAAGAUUCUGUUCUAAGAAAAUCUUUACAGUUUUAAUCUCUGUAUACAGUGGGCAGUGAAGAAUAAACUCUGGAUGUGGGA